AUGCCAGAGAUCGAGCCUUCGACCACGACAGGCGUCGGGGAUAUAAAAAAUGUUGACGAGAAAGGCCGCCCUGUCAUUGUCGAAGACGCCGAGGAGUUUCUCCGCAUGCAUCAGCAUGAAUGGGGUGACUACACUGAGCAGGACGCAAAACGAGUUCUCCGUCGGAUCGAUUGGAGGCUCAUGCCGUUGCUAAUGGUUACAUUGACCUUUGCCGGUGUCGACAAAAUCAUCGUGUCGAAUGCUGCGGUCUAUGGAAUGACCGACGACCUCAACUUGAGGGGCCAGCAGUACAGCUGGGCGGUCUCUAUCUUCUACUUCGGUUACAUGCUUGCAGCUUAUCCUGCCAAUGCGACUCUCCAGAAAUAUCCCGUUGGGCGAUGCCUUACACUAGCCUGUAUUGCUUGGGGAGGCUCCGUUGCGCUCAUUGCCGCAUCACCAAACUUUGCCGUUCUCAUGUUCCUACGUUUCCUUAUGGGCACUACAGAGAGUUUUGUCUUCCCAUGCAUGACCAUCUUGGUUAGUAUGUGGUAUACAAAGAAGGAGCAGCCGCUGCGAAGCGCUCUCACUUUCACCUCAUUUUCGACACUGUUCUCCGGCACGAUAUCGUAUGGCAUUGGCAAUGCUGAUAUUGCCAUUGCUCCCUGGAGGCUGCUAUUCAUUACCCUUGGGGCAAUGACCAUGCUCUGGGGAGUUGUCUUGUUCUUUACUAUUCCUGAUUCCCCUCUCCAGGAAAACUUCAUGAAGGGCAAGGAUAAAUACAUUGCGCUCGAUCGAGUCAAGGCCAACAUGACCGGAAUCGAAAACAGAGAGUUCAAGCUGUAUCAAGUCAAGGAAGCUUUCACCGACUACAAGACCUACAUCCUGUUUCUAUUCUACCUAUGCAUGAACGUCCCUACUGGAGGUCUUUCGGCAUUUGCCGCACAAAUCAUCUCGGGUAUCGGCAACUCGAAACUCGAGACUAUGCUCCUCACCAUGCCGGCAUCGCCUUUCCAGACUUUGGCUAGUUUGACAGUUGCCAUACCACAGAGAUGGCUCAAAAACAAGCGAUGCUUGUCCAGUGCUAUUUGUUGCUUGAUCCCCCUCACUUGUUCUAUCUUAAUCAAAGAACUUCCAGCGGAGAACAAGACCGGGAGACUCCUCUGCUAUUACUUCUUCUAUUUCUUUUGGGGGCCGUACGCGACAGUUCUGUCACUGCCGAUGGCAAAUGUUUCCGGCCACACGAAGAAGCUCACUGUUACAGCCAGCAUAUUCAUUGCAUACUGCUGUGCUAUGAUCAUUGGUCCUCAGGUCUUCCUUACCAAGGAGGCCCCGAAUUACCCAACUGGGUACAAGUGCCUCAUGGGAUUCGAGAUCGCUGCCAUCUGCCUCCUUGGGAUGUAUGCUGUUGGUUGCAAGAUAGAGAACAAGCGUAGGGACAAGAGAGAAGGGGAAUAUGUUGAGCUUUCGCUUGGUGAGAUGGUUGACGACAAAACGGACUACGAGAAGAGAGGGUUUAGAUAUGUAUACUAG
This is a messenger RNA of Ilyonectria robusta, 1509 nucleotides long. RefSeq names its product major facilitator superfamily domain-containing protein. Gene Ontology annotation, cellular component: membrane. NCBI's taxonomy places the organism in Eukaryota, Fungi, Ascomycota, Sordariomycetes, Hypocreales, Nectriaceae. The coding region runs from base 1 to 1509 and encodes 502 amino acids. The record is from RefSeq and is a predicted model, not a curated record. Gene Ontology annotation, molecular function: transmembrane transporter activity. Gene Ontology annotation, biological process: transmembrane transport. The transcript is spliced from 8 exons.